AUGGGCAGAUACGACGGGUGUGCCCUUUACGUUUUGGUUGAGGACGAGAUCGAGGCCGAGUCUGUGGCAAACGGCCAGAAACAAGAGCCUGAAAGCGCUCUCUGCACAACUCAAUGCCUUUCUUUCAAGAAGCGACAGGCUACGUGCGUUGCGGGGGCUCCAUCAUGGCCAACGAAGGGAGCCAUCUUGGCUGCGGAUGCAAUGGCCGGCAUCGCGGUGCGGCGAGCAGCCGGAGGGAUCAUCGGAGCCAGCUCUAGAACGCCUGAUGUUGGGUUGAUCCUACAAGACGUCUUCAGUCUCUCGCGAUUCGUCGGAUUCCCCGAUCAUCUGGCUGAUGAGAAGAUGGAUGUUGCGGCUGAAAGCCUGUCAGCAUCACCAGCCGUAGACAUGGGAGAAUCAUUGGACUUGAGGUCUGGUCAUGGCGUAAUCGCUGGCCACGUCUUCCAUGGAACUUCUAGCAGCAAGCAGGCUGGAGGCGGUCUUGCGAUCGGAUGA
Molecule: messenger RNA, 495 nt
Organism: Colletotrichum higginsianum IMI 349063
Lineage: Eukaryota; Fungi; Ascomycota; Sordariomycetes; Glomerellales; Glomerellaceae
Exons: 3
Coding region: 1-495 (164 amino acids)
Source: RefSeq, a predicted model, not a curated record